Molecule: messenger RNA, 2362 nt
Organism: Marmota flaviventris (yellow-bellied marmot)
Lineage: Eukaryota; Metazoa; Chordata; Mammalia; Rodentia; Sciuridae
Gene: Ppp2r2a
Product: protein phosphatase 2 regulatory subunit Balpha
Cellular component (GO): protein phosphatase type 2A complex
Molecular function (GO): protein phosphatase regulator activity; protein binding
Source: RefSeq, a predicted model, not a curated record
AGGCCAGCCGGCGCCAUUUUGAAAGUGGAGUCGCCUGCCGCUGCUGCCGCCGCCGUCGCUGUCGUAGCCUCCGCCGCUGCGGGAGAAGGAGCACGAACGGGGAAGCCCCAGAGUGAAACCCACCAUCCCGCUGGCUGGUUUGCCCGCCCCUCCUUCCUUCUCCCCCGGCCCCCGCCCCCUCCCCCCACAGGUGCCAUCCGCCGCCAUCCGCCCUCUCUACCCCCCCAUCCCCAGGUGAGGGGGGUGAGUUCAGGAAGCGGAGACCCGGAGCAACUCAGCAGGGUCACCAUUUGCUGUGCAACAUGGCAGGAGCUGGAGGAGGGAAUGAUAUUCAAUGGUGUUUUUCUCAGGUGAAAGGAGCAGUUGAUGAUGAUGUAGCAGAAGCAGAUAUAAUUUCUACAGUAGAAUUUAAUCAUUCUGGAGAAUUACUAGCAACAGGAGAUAAAGGUGGUAGAGUUGUCAUCUUUCAACAGGAGCAGGAGAACAAAAUACAGUCUCAUAGCAGAGGAGAAUAUAAUGUUUACAGCACCUUCCAGAGCCAUGAACCAGAAUUUGACUACUUGAAAAGUUUAGAAAUAGAAGAAAAGAUCAACAAAAUUAGGUGGUUACCCCAGAAAAAUGCUGCUCAGUUUUUAUUGUCUACCAAUGAUAAAACAAUAAAAUUAUGGAAAAUCAGUGAAAGGGAUAAAAGACCAGAAGGCUAUAACUUGAAAGAGGAAGAUGGAAGGUAUAGAGAUCCUACUACAGUUACUACACUACGAGUGCCAGUCUUUAGACCCAUGGAUCUAAUGGUCGAGGCUAGUCCGCGAAGAAUAUUUGCCAAUGCUCAUACAUACCACAUCAACUCAAUUUCUAUAAAUAGUGAUUAUGAAACUUAUUUAUCUGCUGAUGAUUUGCGGAUUAAUCUUUGGCAUCUGGAAAUUACAGACAGAAGUUUUAAUAUUGUGGAUAUCAAGCCUGCCAAUAUGGAAGAGCUCACAGAAGUGAUCACAGCAGCAGAAUUCCAUCCAAAUAGCUGUAACACAUUUGUGUACAGCAGCAGUAAAGGAACUAUUCGGUUAUGUGACAUGAGGGCAUCUGCCCUCUGUGAUAGGCAUUCUAAACUGUUUGAAGAACCUGAAGACCCCAGUAACAGGUCAUUUUUUUCUGAAAUCAUCUCUUCUAUUUCUGAUGUAAAAUUCAGCCAUAGUGGUCGCUAUAUGAUGACUAGAGACUAUUUGUCGGUCAAAAUUUGGGAUUUAAAUAUGGAAAACAGGCCCGUGGAAACAUACCAGGUACAUGAAUACCUCAGAAGUAAACUCUGUUCACUGUAUGAAAAUGACUGCAUAUUUGACAAAUUUGAAUGCUGUUGGAAUGGGUCUGACAGCGUUGUCAUGACUGGAUCUUAUAAUAAUUUCUUCAGAAUGUUCGACAGGAACACAAAGCGAGAUAUAACUCUAGAAGCAUCACGAGAAAACAAUAAGCCUCGCACGGUUUUGAAGCCACGCAAAGUCUGUGCAAGCGGCAAGCGAAAGAAAGAUGAAAUAAGUGUUGACAGUCUAGACUUCAAUAAGAAAAUCCUUCAUACGGCCUGGCACCCCAAGGAAAAUAUCAUUGCUGUAGCUACUACAAACAAUCUGUAUAUAUUUCAAGACAAAGUGAAUUAGGGUUGGCAUUCCUAGCGGAAGAGCCCACUUCCUGCUUAGUUGAGAUAGUUGAAUCUAGCAUUCGUACCUAUAAAAGAGAGAAGUCCAUUGUGGCACCCCUUUCCAGUGUUUGACAGUGUGCCAUUCGACAACACAUUUUUAUAGCUACAUGGAGAAAACUCUGUGGGUUAUCAUUGUAGUGUUCUCCAUGCCUGCUAGCCAUUUAGGUAAGGGUAGGGCACUUUUAAUUUAAAUGACUUCUUGCACCAUCUUGCCUAAUGGACUAGAUUGGACUGUAUCAACAUUGAGUUACUCCACUUUUUAUGCCUUCCAUUGUGAUGACGUCAAACACAGUGAAAGCCUUCAGUCAUGCUAUGGGAUUUGUGUAUCCUCAUUACUGUAUCAUUUGUGGGGUACACCCCUUCUCCCUUUUUUAAAUUAAAUACAGCUCAUUCUUACUGUGGCUUGUAGCAUUCCUCCUCUCUGGCCUCCUGGACUCUCCCCCUUCAUCUCUCUUACCCUUGCUCCUUCCACCCAGUCUUGGUGGUGGUAUAUUAAGAAAGAAAGAACGAAAGCACACACAAAAUGAGUCAGUUUGGGGUCAGUGAUAAAGGGGGUAUAUGUUGCGAACAAAUGUUCUAAUAACAGUUGGCUGUAAUCACUCCUUGCCAUGUCUGGCACUGAAAAUAAGGAAAAAAAAAAACUACUACUGAAUAAAAGUGACAAAGAAUGGAGAA